AUGCCACCGCCGAGAAACAUUUACAUCGUCGGUGCGCCAUGCACCGGCAAAACAACGAUUCUUCGCGCCUUGCAGGAUCACUACGCGAUCACAAAAGAUGCGUGCACCUUCAGUCGGCCGACAUACAUCAGCGAAGUCGCACGACGACUACUGGAAACUCUCCAUAUCAGCAGGGACGAUAUACCAAAUUCUCCUGAGAAGUGCUUCACACUCCAGGAAGCCAUUCUCCAUGCUCAGUACCAAGUCGAACAGGAAAUCGAAGGCAACGAAUUCAGCUCAUGGUACAUCUCCGACCGGUCGGGCCUGGAUCCCAUAGUAUUCGCGCAGCUUUACGUUGGCGUGGACGCCGCGGAAAAGCUGUUGGCCUCUUCUCACUGGAAGGCGCUCGAGGCGAAGAUGAAGCAUGGCUUGGUCGUCCUGUGUGAGUCGGGCUGCAGCUGGUUGAAAGACGAUGGAGUCCGGCUGGUGCCCCCAAACUUGACGGAAUGGCUUCGUUUUGAUGAGGCCUUCAAGCAGCUUUUUGAGGCAAGAGGGAUCCAGUAUGUUCUUGUGCCAGCGGCGUUGACCGAUAUCGGGCAGCGGAUUGAAACGAUCUUGAGACAUCACGUUCCGAUCUGA
Zymoseptoria tritici IPO323 is the source of this 618-nucleotide messenger RNA. RefSeq lists its product as uncharacterized. The record is from RefSeq and is a predicted model, not a curated record. NCBI's taxonomy places the organism in Eukaryota, Fungi, Ascomycota, Dothideomycetes, Mycosphaerellales, Mycosphaerellaceae. The transcript has a single exon. Bases 1 to 618 code for a protein of 205 amino acids.